Messenger RNA from Impatiens glandulifera, 1560 nucleotides. RefSeq names its product two-component response regulator ARR12-like. Bases 34 to 1560 code for a protein of 508 amino acids. The transcript is spliced from 6 exons. Gene Ontology annotation, biological process: cytokinin-activated signaling pathway; phosphorelay signal transduction system. The record is from RefSeq and is a predicted model, not a curated record. Gene Ontology annotation, molecular function: DNA-binding transcription factor activity; DNA binding. NCBI's taxonomy places the organism in Eukaryota, Viridiplantae, Streptophyta, Magnoliopsida, Ericales, Balsaminaceae.
UAGAAAAAUACUGAUUUGAAACCAUUUGUGAAGAUGACCGUGGAAGAGAUGAAAGGAGAUUCAACGACCGAAAAUGACAAAUUCCCGGUGGGAAUGCGAGUUCUUGCCGUUGAUGAUGAUCCCACUUGUUUAAAACUCUUAGAAACCUUACUUCGAAAAUGUCGAUACCAAGUUACAACAACUAGCCAAGCAAAAACAGCUUUAAAAAUGUUGAGAGAAAACAACAACAGAUUUGAUCUUGUGAUUAGUGAUGUUCAUAUGCCUGAUAUGGAUGGUUUCAAGCUUCUCGAACUUGUUGGUCUUGAAAUGGACUUACCCGUUAUCAUGUUGUCGGCUUACAGUGACACCAGUUUGGUAAUGAAAGGGAUCACUCAUGGCGCUUGUGAUUAUUUGGUAAAGCCGAUUCGACUUGAAGAGCUCAAGAACAUAUGGCAACAUGUUAUAAGGAAGAACAAAUCAAAUUCAAAUCACCAAUCUAAGUCAAUUCCUCAACCCCCUACAGGAAUUGAUCAGAAAUUGAACAGGAAACGUAAGGAAGAAGACUACGACGAACAACAGGAGAAUCAGAAUGAUAAUGAGAAUGAAGACGAGGAUCCCACUACCCAGAAGAAGCCACGAGUAGUUUGGUCCAUAGAACUUCACAGGAAGUUCGUUUCUGCUGUUAAUCAGCUCGGAAUUGAAAAGGCUGUUCCUAAAAGAAUCCUGGAUCUAAUGAAUGUUCAAGGGUUGACUAGAGAAAACGUGGCGAGCCAUCUCCAGAAAUAUAGACUUUACCUGAAAAGAAUCAGUUCAGUUACAAAUCAGCAACAAAGAAACAUGUCUUACAUGCGUACAAAUUCUCUAGAUGGUUUGGGAGAUUUUCAAGCAUUACCCUGUUCUUCGUCGGUUGGGGGAAUGCUCGGUAGAUUUAAUAGCCCGAUUGGCAUAAGUUUGCUUCAUCAUCGUCAUAACCGUCUGAUGAACACGACACAAUCAGUUGUUCAAACGCCUGCACAUGAUGGACAAGCAACGAGCUUUUCGUCUGGUUCUGUAAAUGUGAAUUAUAACAAUCGUUUGAUUUUACAGAAUUCGAGAAUUCCUCAGAUGGAUAUUGUGGAUUCGAAACCUUUCAAGGAGUGUGACAGGUUUCUUCUUGAUCAGAUGGCUUAUAAUGAUGAUGGCUUGAAAAUGAAUUAUUCGUCAACAACCACUCUUCAGAACCAUCUUGACGUUUCUUCCAUAAACACGAUUCGAUCAGCCCUGGUUCUUCAGAACCAUCUUGACGUUUCUUCCAUAAACAUGAUUCAAUCAGCCCCGGUUUAUUCACAGGUCGAACAAAGAUGGGGAGGAGAUCAGAACACAAACCAUAUUGUUCCUCGUUACAACAACAACUACAAUUGCUUGACCAUCCAACAGCAAAUGCAGGCAGAUAUUUUCGAGCAGACGAAACAAGUGGGAGUUUCUCACAACGGUGGUUAUGAUGCUUUGGAGGAUCUCAUGACAGAGGUUAUUAAACAGGAUGGGGAGUUAUUGGAAGGAGAAUUUGGACUUGAUUCUUAUCAAUUCAAUUCAAGUUUAUGA